CUUACGCUGUGUGCUGAGAUCUCUUACAGCGAAGGGUAAAGACACUUUCAGGAAGCAACACCCCUGUAAAUAGCUAGUAGACAAUUACAAAGGAUAUAUCUUUGCGCAAAGUUAGUUUCAGCUUUGCCUGUAGCAUGUUUUUCUGAAGGAGGCAUGAUGUUCGGUAACGCGUCUGUUGACGCCAAGGGGUGCCUUCCUCUUUGAAAAUUCCAGAAUAAAGGUUGUCAGAUUGGGUGGUGGUAACAUGCUCACGUGGGUAUUUACUGUGUUUAAUGCUGUAUUGGCUUUAAAACAACAACAACAAAAAAUAAGGAAACAAAGUCAAGAUCCAUGUUCUUUCUGGACACCAUGCUUUGUCCUUGCAGCAGAGACAAGAGGGAAGUUAUUUCAGAAAACAAAAAUACAUGUGAGACAAGAUGCCUCAUGAUGGGAGACGAUACCAAGAUAAACAGCGCAGGCACCACGAGGAUCAUGGAUCUGAUAGGUACGAGGAAGACAGAAGAACAAGAAAGCAAUACCCUUACAAUGGAAGGUCAACAAGAGGUGGCCAGCACUCAAGGGCUUCCACUGUUUGCUCAGACUUAUACUCUAAAACUUCAGGAGCAUCACGGGAGUAUUUUGGCCCACCGCCUCAGUAUUAUCCUCCCAAGGAAACCUUCUCAAUGAAGUGUUCAAAGGUAUGCACAACAAGAGGCAUCCUGAAGUUCGUGGAAAUCACAGUUAACCUCCUGGUCCUGAUUUGCGUGGGCGCUGCCCAAGCCUCUGUUGCAGGCUUCACUUCCCUGGGCGGUUUGGGUCUCGGGUCCUUUAACCUGAAUUCAGCCUACAGCCCCUUCGAGGGAACGGAGCUCCAGGAGGUGAGAGAGCUCGACAUGCAGAUCACCCAAAUGAGAGCCCCGUGCGUCUACGGCGGAGUAGCCUUCAGCUUAACAGCGGCAGCACUUACACUCGUGUUCCUUGUUGUGGGGGUGAAGCCCAUCCACCGCCUCAAACUGGGGCUGCUCGCUGGCGAAUGUGCCUUCAACCUCCUGGCUGGGACGGGCUACAUCGCUGCAGUCGGCCUCUACUUGCAUUUUGUCAGCCAGGUGAACUCCACAGAAACCUGCAAGAGGCGCGAGAGGCUGUACGCGCGCCGUGGCUAUACCUCCAUGAGCUGCGUGGUCCAGGGUGGCGACGCAGCCGUCGGCCUCUUUGGCGUUGCUGCUGCCUGCUUGUACUUCGCUAGCUUUGUGGUCUGCAUCCUUGCUAUUCGAACUGUCCGGGCCUUCCGGAGCCACGCGGCCAAGGCUCAGUACAGCCCCAACAGCAGCGUUAAAGACAGAAAUAUCAAAAAUCACCACGCCGUCCACAAGACCCCUGAGAGCUCCCACAACACCCAGGCUCUUGCUACAUUAGUCUGAAAUCAGCUCUGGGACCGUGCCAAAGAACAGGAGCUUCAGCAAGUGAUGGGCACUGGACUUUGCAUGCCUAACAGGCAAUGAGUCCAAAGUGCAUUGUCCAACAAGGUACUGGAAGCAUGUAUCAAAUCACAGAAUGUAAAAAUACUGUUAUAGCAUGAUCUAAUAAAAUAGAUGCUGAGAGGAAAAUC
Oxyura jamaicensis (ruddy duck) is the source of this 1588-nucleotide messenger RNA. RefSeq names its product MARVEL domain-containing protein 3-like. Gene Ontology annotation, cellular component: membrane. The transcript is spliced from 4 exons. Bases 417 to 1400 code for a protein of 327 amino acids. The record is from RefSeq and is a predicted model, not a curated record. NCBI's taxonomy places the organism in Eukaryota, Metazoa, Chordata, Aves, Anseriformes, Anatidae.